AUGGAUCCCCUCCUAUCUGUCGCAGACGAUGCUAUUGCGCAUUCACAAAUACCGUCCCCUCCACCGAACCCUCCUGGGCGCCUCUGGGCAAUCAGCGAUAUCCACCUCUCCUUCAAGGGCAACCGCGAAGCUCUCGAGAAGUUACAGCCACAGCUGAACGAUGGCCUCAUCCUCUGCGGCGACGUAGGCGAGAGCGCAGAUCACUGCAGACAAGCCUUCGAGAAAGCGAUUUCGUGCUUCAGGCGAGUCUUCUGGGUUCCUGGCAACCACGAGCUUUACACCCUCCCCUCCCAGAAGGACCACGGUGCUCGCGGCGAGAAGAAGUACAUGGAAUGCGUGGACAUCGCACGCGAGUAUGGGAUAUGGACACCAGAAGAUGAGUUCUCGCUAUGGGAGGGCGAAGGUGGGCCGGCGCUGAUUGCGCCCAUCUUCACGCUGUAUGACUAUAGUUUUCGACCCAAAGAGGUGGAGCUGAAAGAUGCACUCGACUGGGCGAGAGAGGAGGAUAUCGAGGCCACGGACGAGCAUCUGCUGCAUCCAGACCCAUACGCCUCACGCAUCGAAUGGUGCAAUGCGCUUCUUGAGAAGACCGAGAAGAAGCUCGAGGCUGCGUUGGCUGCGCACCCAGAUACACCUCUGAUCAUCAUCAACCACUGGCCGCUGCGUGAGGAUCUGGUCAAGCUGUUCCGCGUACCACGCUUUUCGCUGUGGUGCGGUACGAAGAAAACGGAGGAUUGGCAUAACAAGUUCAACGCAAAGGUUGUUGUGAGUGGGCAUCUACACAUAAGAAGAACAGAUUGGAUCGACAACACACGGUUCGAAGAAGUCAGUCUGGGAUAUCCGAGGCAAUGGCAGGAAUGUCAAGAGCAGGGGCUGGACAUCAACGAUCUUCUGCGCGAGAUCCUGCCUGGGCCUAAAAUGCCUGAUGGGGAGAGAGAGACAAUGUGGAGGAGAUACGGUUGA
Molecule: messenger RNA, 963 nt
Organism: Macroventuria anomochaeta
Lineage: Eukaryota; Fungi; Ascomycota; Dothideomycetes; Pleosporales; Didymellaceae
Product: ser/Thr protein phosphatase family protein
Exons: 1
Coding region: 1-963 (320 amino acids)
Molecular function (GO): hydrolase activity
Source: RefSeq, a predicted model, not a curated record